ACCCGGGUGCUCAUGGACAUAAACCACUAGAGUAUAGACCCGGUUUUCCACCACCGAACAGACAAACACACUCCCUAGUCCCUAGUCAGACACUUAAGAGCUACCGUAAGCUUACGUCAUCACCGCCGUCCGCAGACUCCGCCGGGCGCUGAGUUCUCCAUUUUUUUUUUUCAGGCGGUGAUGGACAGUCAGGUUCUGUGUUUUAAUCGCAACCACUGUUUUGUCAAAACGGUGCCGCAGCAGCAGCAGCGUCUCCAAUUUCACACGCUACUUGCUGCUCACAAAACUUCAUCUCUUUCUUUUCGACAAGGGUUUGCUUGCAAGGGGGCAAGUUGCUCGAUGAAGUCUUACAGGCUAUCUGAACUUACGCCCGCUGAGGUUCAGAACCUCAAGGCUCGUCCUAGGAUUGACUUCUCUUCAAUUUUCAGCACGGUCAACCCAAUUGUAGAUGAUAUUCGCAAAAGAGGUGAUGCUGCUGUUAAGGACUAUACUGCAAAGUUUGACAAAGUUGAACUGGAUAAGAUAGUUGUAGAAGUAUCUGAGCUUCUAGAUCCAGAGCUUGAUCCUUCUAUUAAAGAAGCAUUUGACGUGGCAUAUGACAAUAUAUAUGCAUUUCAUUUUGCCCAGAAGUCAGCAGAGAAAACUGUUGAGAAUAUGAAGGGUGUCAAAUGUAAACGAGUGGCAAGAAGUAUUGGUUCUGUAGGUCUUUAUGUUCCAGGAGGAACUGCAGUUUUACCUUCUACCGCUCUGAUGCUUGCAGUUCCUGCUCAGAUUGCUGGAUCUAAAACCGUUGUACUUGCGACUCCCCCAAGUCGGGAUGGCAGUAUAUGCAAGGAAGUACUCUACUGUGCUAAGAAGGCUGGUGUAACUCACAUCCUUAAAGCUGGUGGUGCUCAGGCGAUAUCUGCUAUGGCUUGGGGUACAGAAUCUUGCCCAAAGGUCGAAAAAAUUUUUGGCCCUGGAAAUCAGUAUGUCACGGCAGCGAAAAUGAUUCUCCAAAAUAGUGAAGCCAUGAUCUCAAUUGACAUGCCAGCAGGCCCUUCCGAAGUUUUGGUCAUUGCGGACAAGCAUGCCAGUCCUGUUCAUGUAGCUGCAGAUUUACUUUCUCAGGCUGAGCAUGGCCCUGAUAGUCAAGUUGUUCUUGUAAUUUCCGGGGAUGGUGUUGAUAUUAAAGCUAUAGAAGAGGAAGUUAAGAAGCAGUGCGACAGCCUACCAAGGGGAGAUUUUGCCUCAAAAGCACUGAGCCAUAGUUUCACAGUGUUUGCUCGUGAUAUGGUUGAGGCUGUGUCCUUUUCAAACUUAUAUGCACCUGAGCAUCUGAUCAUCAAUGUCAAUGACGCAGAAAAGUGGGAGAGUUUCAUUGAGAAUGCAGGUUCUGUGUUUUUAGGGCCGUGGACUCCAGAGAGUGUUGGAGAUUAUGCGAGUGGAACAAACCAUGUCCUUCCAACAUAUGGCUAUGCACGGAUGUAUGGUGGUGUGUCUUUAGACUCCUUCCUUAAGUACAUGACUGUGCAGUCUCUAACAGAGGAAGGUCUGCAAAAGCUUGGCCCUUAUGUAGCCACGAUGGCUGAAGUUGAGGGAUUAGAGGCCCACAAGAGAGCCGUAACCCUUAGACUUAAAGAUAUUGAAGCCAGGCGGGUUCCAAAUAGCAGGUGAUUUUUACACAUCCUUUUGCAAAAUUUGUUCUCCCCUUCGGGGGGAAUGAAUUGCCAUUUUUAUGAGCAUAUAGCUACUACCGAAACCAAAUUUUGUUUGUAAUCUAGGAACUGGCUCAUGCUUCUUGAACAUAUCUCUUGUUAAGGCCGAUGUUUUAUAAACUUGGUUGAAUAUAUGACCCCAAAAGAUUGAUGUUUUGGGUCUCUUAUCAUGUAUUAGUAGAAGCAAUCAGGUUGUUGAAAUGGUGGGGACAAAAUAGGUUCAUCUGUGAACACUACAAAUCAUUAAUCUUUUUUUCUUUUGAAGCUGUUCCCUUUUGUUCUAAACAGUGCAAUAGAUGCUCAUCAAAUUCUUCUUUUUUCCAA
Molecule: messenger RNA, 2021 nt
Organism: Rosa chinensis
Lineage: Eukaryota; Viridiplantae; Streptophyta; Magnoliopsida; Rosales; Rosaceae
Product: histidinol dehydrogenase, chloroplastic
Exons: 15
Coding region: 181-1656 (491 amino acids)
Biological process (GO): L-histidine biosynthetic process
Cellular component (GO): chloroplast stroma; cytoplasm
Molecular function (GO): metal ion binding; histidinol dehydrogenase activity; NAD binding
Source: RefSeq, a predicted model, not a curated record